Limanda limanda (common dab) is the source of this 1335-nucleotide messenger RNA. It is a transcript of the gene bmp15, whose product is annotated as bone morphogenetic protein 15. Gene Ontology annotation, cellular component: extracellular region. The transcript is spliced from 2 exons. NCBI's taxonomy places the organism in Eukaryota, Metazoa, Chordata, Actinopteri, Pleuronectiformes, Pleuronectidae. Gene Ontology annotation, molecular function: cytokine activity; growth factor activity. Gene Ontology annotation, biological process: SMAD protein signal transduction; BMP signaling pathway. The coding region runs from base 4 to 1335 and encodes 443 amino acids. The record is from RefSeq and is a predicted model, not a curated record.
AACAUGAGGGCGACGCGCACCCCCCACGGCCUCCUGCGUGCGUGCGUCCUCUCCUGCCUCGUCGUGUCCCUGCUGAGCUCCGGCCGGGACCGGGACCGGGACCAGAACCAGAACCGGGACCAGAACCAGAACCGGGACCAGAACGUGCAGUUCAUGCUCAGCUUGUACCGGAGCGCGGCGGAACCGGACGGGAGGCCCAAGCAGCACCGGAAGUUCGGCUCCAACACGGUGCGGCUGAUCCGAGCCUCGGCCUCCACGGUCCACUACCAGCCUGCAGCAAGAGACCACCACUACACCUUCACGGUCCAGUACCACCUGGACACUCUUCCCUCCGAGCAGCUGAUCCGAGCCUCUUUCAUCCACCUCCGCUCUUCAUCCCCUCCCUCCUCCUCAUCCUCCUCCUCCUCCACCCCCUCCUCCAGCAGCGCCCCGGCCCCCGAGCCCCUCCGCUGCAGAGGUCAGAUCCCGUCCCUGGGCCCGGGCAGCCGGGUCACCCUGGAGCCCCAGGAGCAGUGGACGGAGACGGACAUCACGGAGCACGUCACGGGUCACUUCCUGCAGAGGAAGGACCAGGACGCCGGCGGCGGAGGACCCUUGACCCUCACGGCCCAGUACUGGUGCACGGAACCUUGGCUCGCCGGGGAGCACAGCGGCCCCUGGUGGUGGAGGUCUCGUCUCCGAGGACAACGGCGAGAGGACGCUCACCUGGAGGUCCCGUCCCUGCUCCUGUACCUGGAGGAAGGGAGGGAAGGGAAGGACUGGAUGGCCGAGCUGCUGGGGGCUGAAGGUCAGGACAUCAUGAGACAGAUCGGGCGGUGGCACCCUGCUGUGCGCCGCCGCCGCCGCCGCUCCACAGACUCGUCUUCAGAGUCCAGGGACUCGUCUUCAGAGUCCCAAGACCCCCUGCUGGACGCUCUGAGGAACGCUCCGACCUCCACGUCCUCCUCCUCCUUCUCCUCCAGCCCCUCGGCCUCCAUCGCCUCCUCCUUCCCCACCUACAAACGCAAAACCAGCGUGCCCAAGAACCGCUGCAAGCUGCACUCGUUCCGCCUCUCCUUCGACGAGCUCGGGUGGGGCCACUACUUCAUCGCCCCCCCGGUGUACAACCCGCGCUUCUGCCAGGGCGACUGCCCGCGCCUGCUGCCCAGCGAGUACCACUCGCCCAACCACGCCAUCAUCCAGACGCUCAUCAACGACCUGGGCAUCGGGGACGUGCCCCCCCCGUCCUGCGUGCCCUGCAAGUACAUGCCCAUGAGCGUGCUGGUGGUGCACAAGAAGAAGGUGGAGUACAAGGAGUUCGAGGACAUGGUGGCCAAGUCGUGCACGUGUCGCUGA